AUGCCUUUCAAGCCAUUAUCCUGCGUUUACGGCAAAGUUACAAUACCUCAAAGAUUUAUUGUCGGAAUCAUGUUGCAACUAGCUUUGAUAAAUUCCUACCACUUGAGAGUUGUGCUGAACAUAGCCAUAACUGAGAUGAUACGCCCCCCCCAAGAACAAGAAAAAGAAUACGAUUCAUGUCCGGAAUUCAAACAUGAAAAAUUGGAUAUUAAGGGAGGCACGUUCGACUGGCCCACGUGGUUGCGAGCCUUCAUCCUCUACGCCUUCUUCAUCGGCUACGCUUUGAGUCAGUUGCCGGGGGGUUGGUUAGCCGACAGGAUCGGCGCCAGACAUGUUAUGGGCACUUGUAUGUUGGUGUCUAUAACCGUGUCGCUCGUAUUUCCCAUCUCCGUCGAAUACGGUGGUCAUCAAGCAGCCAUAGGACUGAGAGCCGUGUUGGGAUUGGCACAGGGGCCCAUGUAUCCCACGACCUCCUCGUUUUUGCAAAAAUGGGCCCCCGUUAGCGAAAGGACAUUUUUGGCAGGAAUAGCGUUUAGUGGAGGCAACUUGGGUGCCUUCACAGGAAAUCUACUCACAGGAGUAAUAAUCAAAGAAACCAGCAACUGGCCGAAUGCUUUCUACGCUUGGGCAGUGGUUGCCUUUGUCUGGUACAUAUUCUACUUAUUUAUGGUAUUCUCGCGUCCCAGUACACACCCCUUCAUAACAGAAAAGGAGUUAAAGAUGUUGAGUGAAGAAUUGGAGGAGUCCAAGAAAUUUGUCGUACCCUGGACACAAAUUCUCAGAUCUGUGCCAGUUUAUUGUAUACUGUUGUCCCAACUCGCCCACGACUACACGUACUUCACCCUGGUGACGGAUCUGCCCAAGUACAUGAAGGACAUCCUGAAAUUGAACAUCAAAGACAACGCCACCUUCAGCGCCAUACCAUUCUUGAUCCUAGGGUUGUCGAAUGUGCUGUUUUCCAAGCUGAGUGACUUCAUGAUUAAACGCGGUUGCAGGACCGUGGUAAUGAGGAAGGUGUAUAGUUUCGUUGGAAAUGUUUUCCCUGCUAUUUGCAUGGUGACUGCGGCACACAUAGGAUGUACCAGAGCGGGCGCCAUCACACUGUACACCGUAGGGAUGUUCUUCAUGGGUUUGUAUUAUCCUGGAACAAUGGUGAACAUCAACGACAUCAGCCGCCACUACUCUGGCACCAUCAUGGCGUUGACCAACGGGCUGUGUUCUUUGACGGGUAUAGUAGGGACCUUUGUGGUUGGUCAUUUGACCCCACACGGGACAAUAGAAGAGUGGCGAAAGGUGUUUUGGAUAGUGUUCGGAGUGUGCACAAUAAAUACUACCAUUUACGUAAUUUUUGGAAAAGUCGACCGGCAGCCCUGGGAUUAUCCUAAAGAAGAAAAAGAAGAAGAAGAAGGAGGAGGAGGAGGAAAAACUGAGUGA
This is a messenger RNA of Anoplophora glabripennis (Asian longhorned beetle), 1434 nucleotides long. RefSeq names its product putative inorganic phosphate cotransporter. Gene Ontology annotation, molecular function: transmembrane transporter activity. Bases 1 to 1434 code for a protein of 477 amino acids. The transcript has 8 exons. The record is from RefSeq and is a predicted model, not a curated record. Gene Ontology annotation, biological process: transmembrane transport; monoatomic anion transport. Lineage: Eukaryota; Metazoa; Arthropoda; Insecta; Coleoptera; Cerambycidae.